This is a messenger RNA of Scheffersomyces stipitis CBS 6054, 1373 nucleotides long. RefSeq names its product Sulfite reductase [NADPH] beta subunit (Extracellular matrix protein 17) (gene ECM17.2). The transcript is spliced from 2 exons. The record is from RefSeq and is a predicted model, not a curated record. Gene Ontology annotation, biological process: response to oxidative stress. The annotation marks the transcript as partial. Gene Ontology annotation, molecular function: catalytic activity. Lineage: Eukaryota; Fungi; Ascomycota; Pichiomycetes; Serinales; Debaryomycetaceae.
AGACAUCGGUACUAUGAGUGUUAGUCAGACUGAAGCUAUCGCUCAUAUCGCGAAUAGUGUCGGCGGCGCUGUGUUUGUGACCCAACCAGCUAAGGCUGUUGAGUCUUCUUUCACUAGCUACUUCCCAGAUGCCUACACUUUGAUCGAGUCCAACGAUCCUUAUGCCCACAUUGACAACUACUUGCAGUCACAGGAGGAAGUAGACUUUGUUACUGUCACAUCCAGUGGCUUCACUGUUUUGAGAAACUUGCCAUUCUUGUCAGCUGCUACCUUCAAGGCCAACAGAGUCGUUUCUCACGUGCAACUCGAUAAUUUCGACUUCUCCAUUGUUUCUAGCUUGAGGGACUUGGGUUACCCAGUGUUGAUUUCGCAGUCCCCUAAAGAAUCUGCUCAAUACGCCAAAGUCGCAUAUAACUUGGCUACUAGAUUAAACACCUCAGUCUUCCACUUCUUUGUUCCAUCAAACUUCAAGAGCAAUGAUGCCGCUAACAUCAAGGGUAAGACUCUUCUCAAUGAUAUCCAAGAUUUGGAAAUUGGUGCCAUCCUUGAAGAAUUCGAUGUCCAACCAUUUGAAGCUGCUAACUCUGUAUCAAAGCCAAAUGACUCUAUCUUGUUCUUGGGUCAAUUAAGUGAAGAGCUCGUCAAGGCUGCUACCAAGGAAAACACCUUGUUGAUCUCUGUCAAGGUAUACCAACCUUUCCAGUUACAGAAGUUGUUGAGCAUUAUUCCAGCAUCUGUACAGACUAUCACUUUGGUUGAACAAAGCACUUCGUCGACUUCUUUCUCUCCUUUGCUCUUGGAUUUCUUCCAAGAAUACACCAAGUUCCAGACUUUGAAGAAUUUCACCAAGAUAGUUGCUGCUACCUUUGGCUUCAUCAAGGCUGACAAGUUCUCUCAAACCGUCACCAACUUGUUGUCCAACGUCAGAUCCGAACAACCAAUUCAAAACCUUUCUUUUGGUAAGGUGAAUACAGAGUUGACUACCAAGUCUUCCAUUCAAAGAAAUGUAGAACAUGCCAAGGCCGUCGAAAAGGCUUACACUUUAGAACAAGCUUACUUGAAGGUCUUGCAGCAGAUCAACUCCGGAAAUUUGAACGUUUUGAACGAGUACGAGUCUGAUAAUGUUGGUCUUGAAACCAACCCUGAGUUUGGUUUUGGUUCGUUUUUGUUUGAUGAACAGCAACAGCAACGUUUAGUUAAUUUGGUUUACAAGUCUGUUCAAGAAAACCCAUUCCACACUAUUGACAACGGAAACUUAAUUGAAUACUUGUCUAAGUGGCUAGUUCAAAUUAAGGAAACUGGUGCUGUUGAAAACAAGUUAGUCGAAGAAAUUAUCUCAUUAUUACAGACUGACGAGACCACCGCUAUUGCCC